UCAGUGAGAGUGUAGUUUGUGGCCAGGUUCGACGCUCCAGCAUUUUGGGUUAACUCUAUAAAUUUAAGCACAGUCACACUGUAUAACUCCUAGAUAUGUUUGUUCUCUGUUCUGAAAUUUUCAGGAAGAGAAUUUAGAGAAGUAUAAUGGCGCACUAUAAAUGGACGCUUAUGUUUUUCAUCAUCUUCCAGAUAAAGAGCGAGGGAUUGACUGACAAUUCUCUUCAAUCUGCCUGCAGUGUGACUUUAGAUCCGCAAUUCUGCAUGUCUACCUUGACGUCGUUUGAGGGGUCAUUGCAGGGAGGAUUCAAAGAUCUUGCAAGAAUUGCUCUUAAUGUGAGCAUUGCUGAAGUUCGAGAAGUUAUUGCGCUUAUUUCUCGAUUAGGUCAAGGGGCAUUCAAUGUAAAAGACCUCGUUGCGCUUCAAGAUUGCCAGGAGCUGUUGGAUAUAACGUUGGACACCUUAGAGAGAUCUAUGUCAAAGAUGACCAAUUCUAACAGCAAUUCUUGGGGUUGGAGGCAAUCAUUGGAUGUUCAGACUUGGCUAAGCGCUGCCAUAGCCAACCAAGCUACAUGUUUGGAAGGCUUUAAGGAGACUAGUGGAAGUCAACAAACAACGUUCACCAACAGUUUGCGUAAUGUGUCACGACUGCAGAGUAAUUCUCUGGCUCUGGUCAAGAAUAUACCUGUUGUGGGAAGACAUCAGAAACGACACUUGCUAUCUGAUCUGACAGGAGAGGGAGAAAAUAAUGAUGGAUUUCCCUUUUGGUUGUCUGCUGCGGAUCGGAGAAGACUUCUGCAAGAUGAUGGCAUUUUAUGUGAUGAUGUGGUGACUGUUGCAGGGGACGGUAGUGGGAAUCACACUACGAUUGCUGAAGCUUUAAAUGCUGCUCCAAACAAUAGCUUGGGGAGAUACGUUAUUUAUAUUAAGAAGGGGGUGUACCAGGAGUAUGUUGAAGUCCCAAGUUAUAAGACAAAUAUUAUGAUGGUCGGAGAGGGGAUAAGUGCCACCGUGAUAACUGGCAGGAGAAAUGUUGUAGAUGGAUGGACUACGUACCACUCUGCAACAGUCGCUGUGGUCGGAGUAGGCUUCUUGGCUCGCGGAAUUACAUUCGAAAACACAGCAGGACCAGAGAAACGUCAAGCCGUUGCUCUGAGAGUAGUCUCAGAUCUUUCAGCCUUCUACCGUUGCAGCUUCAUCGGCUACCAAGACACCCUUUACGUGCAUUCCUUCCGUCAAUUUUACAGGGAAUGCGACAUCUACGGUACCAUAGAUUUCAUAUGCGGAGAUGCCGCAGUGGUGAUCCAGUCCUGCAACAUCCUCGCCAGAAAACCCAUGGAAGGCCAAGACAAUAUAAUUACAGCCCAAGCCCGAAUCGAUCCAAAUGAAAACACAGGAAUUUCAAUUCAAUACUGCACAGUUGGUCCAGCGACAGAUCUGGCAUCAAAUAAGAGCUUGUUCCCAACAUAUCUGGGGAGGCCAUGGAGACAAUACGCUCGCACAGUUUAUAUCAAGUCAUACAUAGAUGAUGUGGUUUCUCCAGCCGGUUGGGCGGAAUGGAUGGGAGAUUUUGCUUUGAGUACGCUCUACUUUGGAGAAUAUCUCAACAAUGGACCGGGCGCAGGAACUUCAGAACGAGUUAAAUGGCCUGGUUAUCACGUUAUGAGCUUUUCUGAUGCACUGGUUUUUACUGUGGCUAAUUUGAUCGCGGGGGAUACAUGGCUAGAUUCCGUACCCUUCAUUGGCGGCAUAGCUUAGUACACACUAUCGUCUUCAAUUGUUUAUCUGCAUUAUGUGAUUAAUGUAUCUUCUCUGCUAAAAAUUCUUCAUAAGAAUUUAGAAAUAACAUAUAUUUGAUGGAGUCCGUGGGCAUGGCCCAGCUGCAAAUACAUUUUGGGAAUAAGCUCUUUCUCUUUUAAAUAUCUAUUUGUAUUUUAGUUUAGAAAUAUUGCACAUUCAUGCACUCAAGAGUCUAAAACCAGUCUGUCAUGACUUUGUACUCUACGGUUUGUGAUUGACAGGUAGAUUGUGCACAUUUCAGUACAAAUGUUGUGGUCCAGCUUGUAAACUUCCAAGAACAUCUUAGCUGUAUCAGAUUAAAUUUUACAUUUCACUGUCAAUCUAUAUUUGAUCGAGACCUGGAUUUAAAGA
Cryptomeria japonica (Japanese cedar) is the source of this 2150-nucleotide messenger RNA. RefSeq names its product pectinesterase. The record is from RefSeq and is a predicted model, not a curated record. The transcript has 2 exons. The coding region runs from base 147 to 1757 and encodes 536 amino acids. Gene Ontology annotation, biological process: cell wall modification. Gene Ontology annotation, molecular function: pectinesterase inhibitor activity; pectinesterase activity. NCBI's taxonomy places the organism in Eukaryota, Viridiplantae, Streptophyta, Pinopsida, Cupressales, Cupressaceae.